This is a messenger RNA of Drosophila ficusphila, 2194 nucleotides long. Its product is annotated as zinc finger protein 287. The transcript is spliced from 4 exons. The record is from RefSeq and is a predicted model, not a curated record. Gene Ontology annotation, biological process: regulation of transcription by RNA polymerase II. Bases 280 to 2040 code for a protein of 586 amino acids. NCBI's taxonomy places the organism in Eukaryota, Metazoa, Arthropoda, Insecta, Diptera, Drosophilidae. Gene Ontology annotation, molecular function: RNA polymerase II cis-regulatory region sequence-specific DNA binding; DNA-binding transcription factor activity, RNA polymerase II-specific.
GAACCUCUGCCAAUUUUUAAGCAAACAUUUUUGUAGAUGUGCAUUAUUAUAUGUACUUACAUCAAUAUAAAUCAAGCAGAAAAAAGGUUUUUUUUAAUACAUAUUUGAAAAAUAUUCCGAUAGAUGCCGUUACGUCUCGCGAUAUUCCAACUGAUGUAUUUCGAUUACAUUUCAUCGCUAUGCAACACUGUCAAAAACGUAAAGGCAUCGUAUCGUAAAUAAACGCGGAUUUAGUCAGAAUAUUGUUCAUUUUCUUGAAUUGGGACCGCCAACACGAGCAUGGAGGUGUGCGGCAGCGUGGUUACCAACUCCAAGUACGAGCUAUUCCGGCUGAAGUGCAUAUACUGCACGAUAGAGAGCGAACUGAAAGAUUGGGAAUUGUUCAUCGUCCAUGUGAAGACCGCCCACUACUGUGAGGAAGAGGACCAAAAUCCAGUUGAUACAAAACAGGACUUGCCAGCGGAAAUAUACGCUGCAGACACCGCCAUCACCUAUGGCCCUGACGAUUUUUUUGAAGUAAUCGAAAACAAUAACACCGAGGAUCAAUGGCUUCAGCCCGAUGGCACUGAUGUUCAAUACCUAGAGGACGCCACCGCUUGGUCGGAUCCCACAGUCGAUUUUUGCGAAUUUAUACCGGAGGGAAAUUCGGCCGAAAAUCCUACAGGAGAUACAACCACAAACAUGGGUGAUGACUCUCAAAAUCACAUCCCUUUAAACACGGACGACGAUGAAGUCGACUGCAGUGACUUCUAUAUGUCUGAAGAUGACCUAGCACCACCAAGAAGACCUGGACGGCCGCCCAGACGAAAAAGACCUGGACAGGUUUUCAAGUUUAAAGUGUCCUUCACUCGAAGCAAUCCACGGGUUCUGCAUUUGAUUCACGCGUACAGAGAGCAUCCAUGUCUGUGGAAUCCCUCUGAUGAACAUUACAAAGAUGAUCCAGCGCGGAAUAUGGCCUACGAGGCUAUAAUGGAACGUAUGGACAACAAGGCCAACGUUCUUUUUAACUUAGAUGAAUUGAAGAGAACGCUCGAACAGCUGCACGUUCAGUAUACCCUAGCUUUGGAGACAAAACAAAAAGGAAAGUUAGUCGGACUGGCAGCGCGGUACUUUGCUAAGUGUGAUUACCUUAGUGUGGCACCCACCGUAACUCCCAAAGACGCAGAAGAGGACGACGACUUGACUGUAAUAAAGCUUAACUUUAAGGAGGAAAACCUGGUCACCAGUGCUUUCAUCGAGACAUACGCUAAUUAUCCCGGUCUGUACAACAACGAGCUGUCAGACUUCGGAUCGGUGGAGGCGCGCGCGAGUGCUUACCGAAAGAUGGCCAAGGAAUUCCAGCCAGUAGUGAAGUGCAACGAGACGGACAUUUACAUUGCGGUCAACAAGCUGCGCCGCUGGCUAUACGACGCCAUGCGUCGCCUGAAAUCCAAGGAGCUGAUUCAGAAGUGCAGCAAGCAGGAGGUGCAGUACCUGCGCAUGUGCAGCUUUCUGCCUGCGAAGGGAUCGGAAAGCCAGGUUCUGUACUGCGACUACUGCGAGAAGCGCUUCCACGGAGACUACAACCUGAGAGUGCACAUCUUCAAGGCUCAUCAGUUGGGCGACCUCCCCUACCUCUGCAACCUCUGCCCGAGACGCUUUGACCGGCAGGUGGACAUGGACAGGCACAAGCUGCGAUCGCACUUCGAACGAAAGCUCAAGUGCCAGUACUGCGAGAAGACCUUUGCAGUGGACAACGACCUAAAAGUACACACGCUAAUUCACACGGGCGAGAGACCACACGUCUGCGACAUCUGCGGCAAGACAUUCCGGCUCAAGCUGCUUCUGGACCACCACGUCAACGGUGUCCACCUUAAUAUACGCCCCUAUAGCUGCGACAUGUGCAGCAAGACCUUUCGAAAGAAGUUCGAGUUGGCCAACCACAUCAAGGGGCACUUAAAUAUUCGUGAUAAGAAAUGUGAAUACUGCGAAGCCACAUUUUACGAUCAUUCUUCGCUGUCCAGACAUCGCCGGAGUCACAGGGAGGGAAUGAGUUACUGACUAACUUAAUCCUUAUGCUUUUAAAUCAUUAGCUUCACGUCAUAUUUUCUUUGUCAGAAAAUAACUUAAGCUGUCGAGAAGCAUUUAACAAAUAAUUAAUGUUAAUCAUAAAUUAAACGUCUCCCUAUAAGAAAAAUAUAUGAAAAUGUUCGAA